CAGAAUUACCAACCUGGAUAUCAUUCACAUGGAUAUCUGAUGAUUUUUUCAAGAAUGCAUUGUAUUAGUGUUCUCUAGAUGCAGUAUCCAAAGUAUUUAGAACAUUCUGAAUAGAUCUGGAGCGGGAUUCUUCCAGAGAGCUUUGAGAAUCCCCUCCCUCCUCUUCCAAGUCCCCACCUCUCUCCUAAACAGAUUAUUGAGGAGUUAAAGGAGCUUGCAUCAGUCCCUGUGUCGUCUCUACGAGGCUUAGAGUUCCAGAGGAAACAGAUGGGAUAAGAAAACCAGGGGAUCUAAUUACAGAGGCUUAUUCAGCAAUCCAAGGCCCGUCCAGAACCCAGUCGCAAGCUUCAAGCUGCUGCUCCUUGCAGUUUCUCUUUCAGAGGUAUUUGUCUCAAAGCCUUGUGACAGGUACGGCUGACAUGGAGAACGAGGAAGAGGAAGAUGAAAUCUUUACCACAUUUCAGGGAGGAUAUGAAGGGCAGGAAAAUGUGAAGGAGCAGGAGGAAGAAGAACAAGAGGAAGAGGAGCCAGAGGCUGAGAGGAAGAGCAGUUGGGAUGUCCCAAUUCCAAGUAGAUCACUGGCCAGUCGCAGAGCUUCACUUCCAUGUCCGGCUCAGCUGAAUGCGAUGCAUCUGAGCCGUCUGCACACUGCUACCACGAGCCCUAGCCCAGCGUACCUGAGCCACUGGCUUCAGAGCGGUGAGGCGAGGCCGUGCUCUCGCUCCAGCCAUGUUGCCAAUUGUGAGGAGGGUGCGCACACCAAGAGCAGCGUAUGCGAACGACGCCCACAUGCCAUCCCAACCAUCCCUGAGGUGCACGAGCCUCUGGAGAGAAAAGCUCGGUUUAGGAGCCGCAAUGUCAUGUCUCUGAGUGAUGCAGACAGUUUGUGUCUGAUCUGCCAUGACGACCUACGCAAAGGAGGAGGCGUUAUUAGAGAGCUUCACUGUUCCCACAGCUUCCACAGUGAGUGCAUAGAGGAAUGGCUGUGGACCAAGCAGACCUGUCCCACGUGUCAAAAGCAUGUUGCCAUGCCAGAGCCCCUGUACUGGACAUCUACAAGAGUAAUAGUGCCCUGAGCUCUUCCAGCUCCCAUUCAAACUACCUUGGAUAUCAGAUGGGUAACCAAAACAUCAGACAUGAUGGUGGAUAACUGAGCAUGGAUAAAGAGCCAGCUACAAAAAAAAGGUGGUCAUAUGACUAAUCAGAAUUUGCUAUUCAGGAGAAACAGAUUAUUAGAGCAUUUCUGAUUUUAACAUCACUAAGUGUUAAAUAAAAAAAAUCAUAUUUACAUAUUAAGAAAAUAUGUUAUUUUCUAUUUUGUAUAUCUUUUUCUGCAAAAAUGUAAGUAAACUGAACCAGUUGUAUGAAGUUUGUUCAUACUGUACCUCACUAUAUUAGAAAGUAAUUUAAAGUAGGCCUUCUCGCAAUGUUCUGUUUUCAAAACAUGUAACUAAUGUAAUACUAUCAACAAAAGUGAAGGCCUGCAUUUCCCAGGUGUGUACUUGAGUAAAUGUGUUUAAGUACUUUUUGUUAAUUUUUUUUCAUACAGUGUUUCACUGAUCAUCCUGAUAUAGAAUUAUAAUGAUUCUUACUGAACUAACAAGUCAAAAUCAUUUUCCUAAACUUUUACAGAAAACCGCCAAUAAAAUCUAUUUCAAUGUUG
Onychostoma macrolepis is the source of this 1663-nucleotide messenger RNA. Its product is annotated as E3 ubiquitin-protein ligase DZIP3. The transcript has 4 exons. Gene Ontology annotation, cellular component: cytoplasm. The record is from RefSeq and is a predicted model, not a curated record. Gene Ontology annotation, molecular function: ubiquitin protein ligase activity. The coding region runs from base 420 to 1076 and encodes 218 amino acids. Lineage: Eukaryota; Metazoa; Chordata; Actinopteri; Cypriniformes; Cyprinidae. Gene Ontology annotation, biological process: ubiquitin-dependent protein catabolic process.